Molecule: messenger RNA, 864 nt
Organism: Elephantulus edwardii (Cape elephant shrew)
Lineage: Eukaryota; Metazoa; Chordata; Mammalia; Macroscelidea; Macroscelididae
Gene: ROGDI
Product: rogdi homolog (Drosophila)
Exons: 11
Coding region: 1-864 (287 amino acids)
Cellular component (GO): RAVE complex
Source: RefSeq, a predicted model, not a curated record
AUGGCGACGGUGAUGGCAGCGUCGAUGACCGAGCGCGCGGUCCUGGAAGAGGAGUUUCGCUGGCUGCUGCACGAUGAGGUGCACGCAGUGCUCAAGCAGCUGCAGGACAUCCUCAAGGAAGCCGCUCUCCGCUUCACGCUAUCGGGAACAGGCACUGAGGGACCAGCCAAGCAAGAAAGCUUUGUCUUGGGCAGCUGCAGCACAGACCAGGUGAAGGGCGUGCUGACUCUGCAGGGGGAUGCGCUGAGCCAGGCGGAUGUGAACUUGAAGAUGCCCCGACACAGCCAGCUUCUGCACUUUGCCUUCCGAGAGGACAAGCAGUGGAAGCUGCAGCAGAUCCAGGACACCCGGAACCAUGUGAGCCAGGCCAUUUACCUCCUCACCAACCGGGAUGAGAACUACCAGUUCAAGACAGGAGCUGAGGUCCUCAAGCUGAUGGAUGCUGUGAUGUUGCAGCUGACAAGAGCUCGGAACCGGCUCACCACACCAGCCACCCUCACCCUGCCUGAGCUGGCUGCCAGUGGGCUCACGCGGAUGUUUGCCCCUUCCCUGCCCUCGGACCUACUGGUGAACGUGUACAUCAACCUUAACAAGCUAUGUCUGACAGUGUACCAGCUGCACACCCUGCAGCCGAACUCCGCCAAGAAUUUCCGUCCCUCUGGAGGUGCUGUACUGCACAGCCCAGGAGCCAUGUUUGAAUGGGGCUCCCAGCGGCUGGAGGUGAGUCACGUGUACAAAGUGGAAUGUGUGAUCCCCUGGCUCAAUGACGCACUGGUCUUCUUCACUGUCUGUCUGCAGCUUUGUCAGCAGCUCAAGGACAAGGUCUCCGUGUUCUCCAGCUACUGGAGUUACAGACCCUUCUGA